Molecule: messenger RNA, 2296 nt
Organism: Dissoconium aciculare CBS 342.82
Lineage: Eukaryota; Fungi; Ascomycota; Dothideomycetes; Mycosphaerellales; Dissoconiaceae
Product: ARM repeat-containing protein
Exons: 7
Coding region: 491-2296 (601 amino acids)
Biological process (GO): vacuole inheritance; nucleus-vacuole junction assembly
Cellular component (GO): fungal-type vacuole membrane
Molecular function (GO): protein-membrane adaptor activity; protein binding
Source: RefSeq, a predicted model, not a curated record
CCGCCCAGGAUGUCGUUGGCUACCCGCGCCGGGGCAACGAGCGCAGAGAGACGGCAGGCGCAACACACAGAGCGACCAAACAAUGUCCACCUGCAGAUGGCGUUGCGAACAAUCUGAGAUAGUUCAAGAUUGUAGUCCGCAGCCCAUGCAGGGAGGAACGAUCAUUAAAGAAGGAAGUGCGAGAGCAACACGAUAGAUACAGCUACUUCACUGCAGUCGUCGCGCGCUAUUGCCGUCCGCCUUCAACCUUAACUUUCGCACAUGACGGCGAACCAGAAGCCUAUACCCAAUCGGGCUCCUCCAUAACCACUUACACCAGCUUCCGUCACUCGAUCAUUCUCCACACUACUACGGCUUCACCCCGUCCGCCUCUCACGACAUCGUACUCUACACGUCCUCCCUCGAACGCCGGGCUCGUUCGCUGCGAGAGAGAGAAUUAUUCACUCGCCAGGAGGGCCCCUUCGGCCGCUCGGAGCAGGGCGAUACAAUCAUGGCGAGCCUCUGUCGCAGCCUCUUCGGCAGCUGUUGCGGUGGACGAAACAAGGUCGACUACGACAAUGUGCUGCGCGACUCGGAAAGAGAGGCAGUCGCUGACCUCUUGAAUUACCUCGAAAACAGAGCCGAGACGGACUUCUUUUCCGGCGAGCCAUUGGCGGCGCUUUCAACGCUCGUAUACAGCCAGAACAUUGACCUUCAGAGGAGCGCCAGUUUGACCUUUGCGGAGAUCACAGAAAGAGAUGUUCGGCCGGUCGAUCGGGACACACUUGAGCCCAUUCUCUUUCUUCUGGAGAGUACAGAUAUUGAGGUACAGCGCGCCGCUUCAGCUGCGCUAGGAAACCUCGCUGUAGAUGGCCAAAACAAAACCCUCAUCGUCUCUCUCGGAGGAUUGCAACCACUUAUUCGCCAAAUGAACAGCGUCAAUGUAGAGGUGCAAUGUAACGCCGUCGGCUGCAUCACAAACCUCGCAACUCACGAGGACAACAAGGCUCGCAUAGCACGAUCAGGUGCUCUCGGACCUCUUACACGCCUUGCAAAGAGCACGGAUAUGCGGGUACAGCGCAACGCAACUGGAGCUUUGCUUAACAUGACUCACUCAGAUGACAACCGACAGCAGCUUGUAUCAGCCGGCGCAAUCCCGGUGCUGGUCAAGUUGCUGAGCAGUCAGGAUACGGACGUUCAGUACUAUUGCACAACCGCACUCAGCAAUAUUGCAGUGGACAGCACAAACCGAAAACGCUUAGCACAAUCUGAACCACGGCUAGUACAAAGCCUGGUACAGCUGAUGAAGGGACAGGCACCCAAGGUGCAAUGCCAGGCUGCGCUCGCGUUGAGGAAUCUUGCCAGCGAUGAGAAGUAUCAGCUCGACAUUGUCCGCGCCGGCGGAUUACCACCUUUGUUGCAAUUGCUGCAAAGUAGCUAUCUGCCCUUGAUUCUCUCAGCGGUCGCUUGCAUACGAAAUAUCAGCAUCCACCCCAUGAACGAAUCGCCAAUCAUCGACGCCGGUUUCCUGAGACCAUUGGUGGAUCUCCUCGGCUCAACCGACAACGAGGAAAUUCAAUGUCAUGCUAUAUCUACACUUCGCAAUUUGGCUGCUUCGUCGGACAAAAACAAGCAGUUGGUGCUGCAAGCUGGGGCUGUACAAAAAUGCAAAGAGCUCGUGUUGAACGUGCCUCUGAGCGUGCAAUCGGAGAUGACUGCUGCCAUCGCUGUGCUGGCGUUAUCGGACGAGCUCAAGCCCCAACUUCUGGAUCUCGGAGUGUUUGAUGUGCUCAUUCCUUUGACCGAGAGCGAGAGCAUCGAGGUUCAAGGCAACAGCGCUGCCGCGUUGGGCAAUUUGAGCAGUAAAGUUGGCGAUUACUCUUUGUUCCUAUCGUCCUGGAACCAACCUGCAGGCGGCAUUCACGGUUACCUCAGUCGUUUCCUCGCCUCGGGCGAUCCCACAUUCCAACAUAUCGCCAUCUGGACUCUUCUUCAACUUCUCGAAUCCGAUGAUCGGCCGCUCCUGUCUACACUGAUUGGCGCUGAGGACGUGAUGCGCGUUGUCCGGGAGAUCUCUGAGCGCUCCAUUGAGUCAGAGGACGAGGGCGACACUACCGACACCGAUGAUGGCGAAGCCGAACGCGAUUACAAGUAUGAGUUGCGCUCGUGGUCUCUCAUUCGUCUUGCAUUUCAAACAUUUUGUUCAAAAUGCUGGCACAGUCCAGCGAUGAUAUUGCAUUGCAUCACGAAAGUGUCACGAGUAAAUACCACCAGGGCAGGGUCCAAUACCAGGAGGAACUUUGAAACCUCAGGCUAG